CUUUCUCUCGCAUCUUCAUACUGCAUCGAAGACAUUCAAAUCGGACCUGACGAGCAAGUUUCUAUAAUCCGACACAACCCAGGAUGAGCUCCCCAGAACCCCAAGGUGAACCCCAACCCGUCUCCGGAUCCCCUUCGGAAUUCCUUCGAAACAUUGUUGGCAAGCGCGUUAAGGUUAGAAUAGGAAGCGGGGUGGAUUACACCGGUCUUUUAACAUGUUUAGAUGGUUACAUGAACGUCGCCCUUGAGCAAGCGGAGGAGUGGGCGGGAGAGGUGAAGACUGCCGCUUACGGUGAUUGUUUCUUGCGAGGUAACAACGUCCUCUACAUCUCAGCACUGGAAGAUUUAUAGAUGAAUGAGAACUUUGCAGAUAAGUUAGGCAUGUAUGUGUAAUUACUAUGAUCAAAAGCGAAUCGUU
Molecule: messenger RNA, 417 nt
Organism: Cryptococcus deneoformans JEC21
Lineage: Eukaryota; Fungi; Basidiomycota; Tremellomycetes; Tremellales; Cryptococcaceae
Product: u6 snRNA-associated sm-like protein lsm6, putative
Exons: 3
Coding region: 84-350 (88 amino acids)
Biological process (GO): maturation of SSU-rRNA; mRNA splicing, via spliceosome
Cellular component (GO): sno(s)RNA-containing ribonucleoprotein complex; U6 snRNP; P-body
Molecular function (GO): RNA binding
Source: RefSeq, a predicted model, not a curated record